Aedes albopictus (Asian tiger mosquito) is the source of this 17899-nucleotide messenger RNA. RefSeq lists its product as uncharacterized. The record is from RefSeq and is a predicted model, not a curated record. Bases 1711 to 3819 code for a protein of 702 amino acids. The transcript is spliced from 2 exons. NCBI's taxonomy places the organism in Eukaryota, Metazoa, Arthropoda, Insecta, Diptera, Culicidae.
GUUGGCCACGUGUUUUUUUAUAUGCAUUUUUUUUUUUGGCAAAACACAUACAAAUAACCUCAACACAGUAAUAGCAUAUUGAGCGGUUCCAUAUCAUUUCAGCAACGAGUAAUUUUCAUAUAUCUUUAUUUGGAUGAAACCUUGCAUACAAGUCUUUGGGGGAGAAAAACGCCGUUUUGCAUACUUGGUUCGCCAUUUUGAAUCUAGCCUUACUUAUGAGAAGGGCCUAUGAAAAAUGCACAUGAUAUCUUCAAAAAAUUGUAUCUCGAAAACGGUUUGUCCGAUCGGUUUGGUGUCUUCGGCGAAGUUUUAGACAAUUGUUGGUGCUAUAUGGAGAAAAUAUGCACGGUAAAAAAAUAUGUUUGGUUUUUGUGAUUUGAACUAAAAUAUAGUUUUUCCCUCAAAAGUGACAUGUCAAUAUUUUUUAUUAUCCUUAUGUUAUAGCUGACUGAAAAUGCUACCUAGUGCACAGUGGGUUGUUCUGGAGAAAAAUAGGUUACAAUGAAAAAAAAAUGUUUUAAAAAAUUACGGUUUUCAAAAAAAGCUAUUAAGUAAAGUCAAAAAAGUUUGUCGCCCUAAUUUUAUGAAAGUACAUCAAAUUUGCAAGAAAAAAGUACUUCGGUAACAUUUUUCUAAGAUGCACCGUUUAGAAGAUAUUACUGAUUUAAUAUUGAUUUGUUUGAUAACUUAAUAAGUUUUAGCCCUUUUCGGAUGUACUCCGUGUUUCUCCAGUUUCAAAAGUAUUUUUUUCGGAAAGAUUGGAAAAUUUUGAGUUAAAAUGACGCUGACAGCUUAAGAUUUGAGUGAAAUUCUCUGCCUUAAAAGUAUUUUGAAACAAGUUACAAAAUCCCACUAUCAAGAACAAUGAUUUCUUCCAGUGGUUUUUAUUGCCUUCUGCUGAAAACGUGCUAAUAAGUAUUAGAUACAGGUAAUUAGAUACCAGUUAGCUGAACUACGUACAGUUGGUGAUUGUAAACAUGGUCUUUGUUGGAACUAGUCCACCAUGGCCACGCUGGCCCAGGCUUGUAAACAUUCGACACUUUUCACUGCCUUCGUUUCGUUGUCGCGGUCGGGUGUCAGCUUGCUUUAUUUCAUUCGAACGCGACCGCUACCUCUUACACACAACACAAGCGGCAGAACAAAGAUCAAUAAACAAAAAAGUGGAUCAAAUCAACGUAGUCUGACACGAUGACAUUAGUAUAAUUCCAGCUUUUCGCAAGAUUUCAGCCAGUUUUGAUUAAAAUUGGUAUAAUAUUAGUAUAAUAUUAGUCACCUUCCAUCAAACUAGACGGCUGCCGACUGAUACCUCAAUCAACAACCGCCGCACUCUUUAUUCAUUCCAGGUAUAUACAAUUUACAAUCUUCUUCAAUAACAAUAUACCUACGCCAGCAAAUCUACCUCGCUCCAACUCUCCAAACUCGUACCUGACGAUACCUGAGCGUUCAACUCUACCUAUCUUCCAGCAGUCUUUACCCAGCAUUCUAUGAUUUAUACCCGUGAGCUGUAUAAUAAUGUCUGACUCGGUUCUGAAUUCAUCCAGUAUCUACUAGGGAAAACCAAACAGUAAAUGCAGAAAGGUUGCUAGAAGCAUAGUGAUUUCAUAGUAAUUUCAGCUAAUAAUCCAGUGUUUUUGAACUAGAUCCAGUGUUGUUUGAUAACAUAAUAAUUGUAAAGGAAAGUGUAACACGUUUUGGUGCAAAGAUUACAAAAUGAGUAAAAUCAGAUGUAUUCGUCCAUUCAAAGACAUUCAGUGUUCGAAAGAGCUGCGAUAUCUCACGGAUGGUAUCAUCCAAAAACUAAAGUCAAUUGGAUUUUCCAAGGUAUCCACACUGAACACCAAGGAUUUUCGUAUUUGUUCGUCUUGCCGUCUACAUAUUGAUUCAAGAGCUCACCUCACCCAAAACGAAGAACAAAGCGUAGCCGGUGGCUCAAGGAUGCCAACUGUUCAGACCAUACCUGUUGUACAUGAUUCGCAAAGCUAUGAAAGUUUGGUCACGAUACCAUCAGCGUCAACGCUAAGCACAAUUCAAUCAAAUGAAGACUUCACGAUGCCUGUAGACGUCGAAAUAUUCAACCGAGGAAUAGCAGCUAUUCGUGUUUCGCCUAUAGAUUUAGGUAAGGUUAAAAAUGUUCACUAUCCUGAAAAAAAGUGCGCUGAAAUCGUCGAAGGUGUACGAAGAAAUCUUUUUAAAUUAGACGCUAAAACAGAAAAAGCAAACGAGUUUAAUGAAGUCAUAGAAAAUAUGAAAAUUAAAUUUUUAAAUUCAGCCACAAGGCAAGAAAAACUAUCAAUUUUAUCAUUGUUACCAAAAUCAUGGUCAGUACAAAAAAUUGUAAACGAAUUUAAAACUAGUAGAAAUAUGGCAUCAGAUGCAAGAAAGGAAAAAAAUAAUGUAUUAGAUUCAUCUCAAGGUUCAAGCUCUGGAAAAGCUUUGAGUAAUGAAACAAAAGAACUGGUUUUGAAUUUUUUUGAGGACGAUGAUAUAAGCCGUGCAAUGCCAGGCCAAAGAGAUUUUGUUAGCGUAAAGACAGGAAAUAAGAGAUUAGCUGUUCAGAAAAGAUUGUUAAUGAUGACAUUAAGAGAAGCUUUUAAUCGCUUUAAUGAAGUGUACGUCAAUGUAAAAAUAGGGUUUUCAUCAUUUGCAAGCCUCUGGCCAAGGCAAUGUAAACUAUUGACUAUCACAGGAACACAUAAUGUUUGCGUUUGCACUACGCAUGAAAAUGUCAAUUUAAUUCUUCAUAGCUUAAAAAAAUACAAUGUCUUGAAUGAUCUAAAAACAUUAACGAAUAGAUUACUUUGCGAAAAUAAGACAACUCAUUGCCAUCUACGAAGAUGUAAAAACUGCCCAGAUACCUCAGUUUUAGAAGACAGUUUAUUGAAACAACUGGAAGAAAACUUUGUUGAAAAGCUUUCAUUCGAACAAUGGGUUACCACUGACAGAUGUGAUUUAGAAACUAUUGUAAAGCAAACCGAUGACUUUGUUACAUUUUUCAGCUCAAAAUUAGAAAGUUUGAUUCCGCAUGAUUUUGUAAAAACCGAACAAUCCAAUUUUUUGAAAACCACAAAACAAAACUUGCAAGAUGGUGAAUUUUUGGCUAUUUGUGACUUUUCUGAAAAUUACAGCUUCGUUUUGCAGGAUGAAGUUCAAUCACACCAUUGGAACGUGCAACAGGCCACAAUCCAUCCUUUCGUAAUAUAUUAUACUGAAAAUAGGCAAAUUAAACAUUUUAGCUUCAUUAUAAUUUCAGAAGAACUAAGACAUGAUUCAGUCGCUGUUAAUUUGUUUAUUGAUAAAAUGAUGAACUUUUUACAAAUUGAUCAAAAUAAAAACUUGAAAAAAAUUUAUUUUAUGUCAGAUGGUGCUGCUUCACAGUAUAAAAACCGAAAAAACUUUUCUAGCCUUUGUAAGUUUAAGUCAAAGUAUGGUAUUGACGCUGAAUGGCAUUUCUUCGCAACAUCGCACGGAAAAGGUCCAUGCGAUGCUAUUGGAGGUACGAUAAAACGCAUGGCUACCAGAGCAAGUUUAGCCAAAGAACGCGAACACCCGAUAAAGACUGCAAGAGAGUUGUUUAAUUGGGCAAACAAACGAAAAGAAGAAGAACUUACAAAGUUGUCAUUUUGUUAUUCUACUACAGAAGAAUACGAAAAUAUGUCUUUGCAGCUAAAUAAUCAAUAUAAUAAUGCAAAAACAAUUCAAGGAACUCAAAAAUUCCACUCAUUUCUUCCUCUAUCAGAAAAUACAAUAAAGGCAAAGCUUUAUUCAAACUGCCCUGACAAUGAUGCCAAAAUAUUCGAUAUUGUUAAGAAAGUUGUGUAAACAAUAAUUUGAUAAAAAUACAGGAAUAAAAAUAAACUGAUGUACAAAGUAUAAUGUUAUUUUUUAUUGCGCACAAAUACCACCCCUGAAAAAUAAGCCUUAUUGAGGAGCUUGCGAUAUGCAAGAGUUGAAUGCACAUUUUCAACACAAUACACCAAAAACCACUGGAAGAAAACAUUGUUCCUGAUAGUGGGAUUUUGUAACUUGUUUUUCAAAAUACUUUUAAGGCAGAGAAUUUCACUCAAAUCUUUAAGCUGUCAGUGUCAUUUUAACUCAAAAUUUUCCAAUCUUUCCGAAAAAAAUACUUUUGAAACUGGAGAAACACGGAGUACAUUCGAAAAGGGCUAAAACUUAUUAAGUUAUCAAAAAAAUCAAUAUUAAAUUAGUAAUAUCUUCUAAACGGUGCAUCUUAGAAAAAUGUUACCGAAGUACUUUUUUCUUGCAAAUUUGAUGUACUUUCAUAAAAUUAGGGCGACAAACUUUUUUGACUUUACUUAAUAGCUUUUUUUGAAAACCGUAAUUUUUUAAAACAUUUUUUUUUUUUCAUUGUAACCUAUUUUUCUCCAGAAGAACCCACUGUGCACUAGGUAGCAUUUUCAGUCAGCUAUAACAUAAGGAUAAUAAAAAAAAAUAUUGACAUGUCACUUUUGAGGGAAAAACUAUAUUUUAGUUCAAAUCACAAAAACCAAACAUAUUUUUUUACCGUGCAUAUUUUCUCCAUAUAGCACUAACAAUUGUCUAAAACUUCGCCGAAGACACCAAACCGAUCGGACAAACCGUUUUCGAGAUACAAUUUUUUGAAGAUAUCAUGUGCAUUUUUCAUAGGCCCUUCUCAUAAGUAAGGCUAGAUUAAAAAUGGCGAACCAAGUAUGCAAAACGGCGUUUUUGUUCCCCAAAAACUUGUAUGCAAGGUUCCAUGCAAAUCAAAAAAUACAAAAAAUAAAAACUGGAAAAAUUUCCCACUUGUUUGUGGAAUCGCUUUAUUGUAUCAUUGUGCUUGCCACACAAAAUACGCAUUUAUGUAAGGCAAACAAAGAAUGCAAUACACAUCAAUUAAUAACAGUGGAAGUGUUCAGAGAACUAUAGUUUGUUUGAAGAGAGACAAGACAAAUUCCUUCGGCCAAAGAUGAGAAUUCGUCUUAAAUUUCACUGCAAGAAAGUAGCUGGCAUUUUUAUAAGGAUGACAGCCUCAGAAAAAGGAGGCAGCUUUUGAAAAAUGUAAACGGGAGAUAUGAAAAAGGAAAAUCAUUCAAUAAAUGAUCUAUGUGGGUUUAGUCUGACUUGGUGAUCAGCUACGUUAGCUGAAGAUGUUCAGUGGUAUCAUAAUAGUUGGGUAGUCUUUAUCAUCAAUAAAAUCACCCGAAUUUUUCCUUUCCUGUAUCUUUGUAUUUCUAUUAUUUUGUUUCUGCUAAAAGAGAAAUAUGUGACAUAGACUUUUAGGCAAACUGGACCUUGUAUCUGAUCUGACCUUGUGAACAUGUACUUAUAAUUAGCUGGGAUUAUGCAACUUUCAAGUAUUCAUGAGAAAAAAAGCGGAAAGGCAUGCAAAAUAAAAUAAAGAGUUUCUUUGAAUUUUCUCAUUAACCUGUAUUUUGUACAACACGUUGAAAAAAUCACGCUUUUUAUACUCUGCUUUACCGUGGUGCUUGCGGUGGUAGUCAACCGCGCGACUGACGGAAGGCUAAAAUGCACUAAAUGUCUCUAUAUCCAAUGAUCGACCUCUUCUAUGUUAUUUUUUACAAGUGGUUUGUUUUUAGGGAUCUACUGAUCUGAUAAUGUCUUAUACCCUUUCAGAAGACUUACUUACCAUGAUAGAUUACAAAUAGUAGCUUUGUAUAAUGAAGGAAGUUACCGUUACACCCGUAGUCUUAACCCUAGCAACACACUUGGACAUUAAUAAGUUCCUGUAAUUUGUAUGCAACUAUAUUGAAAGUUAUGUCAUUUGAACCAAUCGUCUUAUUAACGACUAAAUUGCAACCAAAAAAGCGCAAGAGGUGGAGCCAAUAUAAAACAUCCAUGCGUGAUAUAAACGGUUUCAAUACGCAAUCGAAUUAUAAUCAAGAUACAACUUAUAGUCGACUUACAAAUUGUGACCAAUUCGAUAACUAGUCAGCUAGUCACCAAAUUCGUCACUGCCAGUAAUUAGGGGCUGUCCAUUAAUUACGUAAGGGAUUUUUUGCGAUUUUCCGACACCCCCUCCCCCCCUUGUAAGAUUUUGUGUAUGAGAACCCAAAAAAUUGUGUACCGGCUGUUCGGGUUCGUUUGGAAGUUGACCAUCAAUGUUAACUUCUUUUCCCGAUCAGUCUAGAUAGCUGUGUUGUGUCGGUAGCGGUUGUCUCAAUGGGCUAAGAAUAACCGCCUGAUCCAGUGGUAAGAGUCCACUAAACAGGUGACCCCUAAUUCAUGGUGUUAUGCGGCUUUAUGCUUACCGUGCCAAAGAAUGAAUGGUUAGGGGGGCCUAAUAAAAACCUUACCACAAACGGAGCCUGUGGAGAAUUAGGGCGUCCUCCACAGUAUUACGCCCUUACUGCGCUAACCGGAGCAAUGGUGCAGUGGACCUUGCGUUUCUCCGAGAUAAUCAGUUGCCCUUCUUAAGUCUCAAAUUUGAGGCUAAAUAAGGGCGGGGUUAUUCAAAUGUUGUUAAUUAGCUUACAUUACUGCCUAUAUGGGUUCGCUGAAUACGUUUUCACCAUUGGCGUUUUUCAAUUGACCACGAUUUACAUGCUCUAUUUUAGAAUAACGUUAACAGUAUGUUUCAACCUUUCUUUAUGGAUGCCUUCAAGCAAGCUGUUGUUUUCAGCAUCUUUUCGCUGAUAUUUGGCAUCUGAAGUAGCUCAAACAUUGAUUUGAGAUGCUUCAGUUUGAUGGAAUACUUUUGGAGUGUUCCUUCGCAAACUUUGCGUAUUCAGGCGUCCCUGCUCAACAAGCUAGGGAACCUGUAAUAAUUGGUUGCGAUCACAUUUUAUGGAUAACUCGCUUCCAUUGCUACUCCAAGAGAGUUUCAUUAUGGUUUUGUUAUUACAACGCCCUUCAUUGUGGUAUACCAUAGCUACUGCUUUGAAAGAAGCUUGUCCUCUGCGGUCUGUGCGGACGGCAAGAGGUAUUCCUGAAUGGAACUCGGACCUGUUCAAGUUCUCAAUAUCUUCGGAUAAACCAGUCUUUUGUAUAGCUACGAAUCAUUAGCUUCUACCCCGAGGAUUGUAGCUAUAGAAUCGAUUUAGUGAGCACUAAAAAAGCUCUACUUACUUCAAAUCUCCUGGAGCAAAUGGGGCUUUAUCCUAUUUUUCUCCAGAGGGAUUUGAGUUUUUCAAACAUGUUUUGAACUCUUGUAGUUUUCUAUUGGGCAUUUUCAUGGCAUAAAAUUACUCUGUAGUUUUAUCCCGAAAGAGUGCGUGCGUUGUAAAAAGAAGGAAUAAGUUCCAGAUUUAUCUGGUUACGUCGUUCUUUCUGAAAUGCUCGAAACGCAUUAUCGAUUAUCACAUCUGUGAUGUUCGUCUGGCUAACAUGCCUGUUCAUGUGAACUCACAUGUCUCCCAAUUUGGGAUGUCCACAGUGACUCUUUUACAUAAAGUUGUAUACGUUUUCAAGAAAGCACUCGCUCAAACGUAGUUUUUGCUUGGGUGAUUUCUUGAAUAUUGAGUAUGCUUUUGAUGACGUGCCUUUCUAUGUCAUAUUGAAAGUCGCAUGACGUCGCAAGCUACCUCCAAUGAGCUAUAGGCUCUUUUUACGCUUAUGCGUUUUACAGUGUCCUUUUCAGGGCACUGAUUAACCCCGUUGUGGUAUGAGCUAUGAGCUCUCGUUGCGCUUAUGCGUUCAUUCCCUCUUCUAGGGCACCCCUUCCUAUUUCAUCACCUUUCUCUUUCCCAAUUCCCAUCCCUUGUCCCAUUCUCCCUCAGGUAAAUGAUGAAAUAGGCUCAUAUGUAUGGCGAUGGCACAAAUGUCCCAAAUGGAGGAUAACGUGCCUCUGGAGCCGGCCUUCUGAUACCUGAUACCUGAAAUUGAAAGUUAUGUCAUUUGAACCAAUCGUCUUAUUACGACUAAAUUGCAACCAAAAAAGCGCAAGAGGUGGAGCCAAUAUAAAACAUCCAUUCGUGAUAUAAACGGUUUCAAUACGCAAUCGAAUUAUAAUCAAGAUACAACUUAUAGUCGACUUACAAAUUGUGACCAAUUCGAUAACGAGUCAGCUAGUCAUCAAAUUCGUCACUGCCAGUAAUGCAUCAACCGUUUCGUUCAUGUGAUCAAUAAAUUGUGUGCACAAAUAUACCGCAAAUAAAGCUGACCGAGAACGUCAAAUUGUGUGCCGUUCCAGAUUUAUCGGUAAGUUUCGCAUUUUAGCUCCGUAUUCCCAACGCGCCUCAGUCAACCUAUCAUUUUGCGAGUGAAAAUUUAGGCAUUUGUGGAAACAAUUAACUCGCCAUAUUGCUUCGACGGAGUGCAUUUCAGCAGCUUAUUGAAUGCGCCCGUAAAAUGCUGAAAAUUAAUUUUAGAAUUUAGAAAGAUACUAUUUGCUAAAUCAUGUCUAAGGGAAUCCGUGAAGUACAACAAUGCUGCAUGCGGUACACGGAACCGCCAAACUACCCAAAAUUGGAUUCUUCUGACGCAAUCCGCCCACACCAAAAAGCUCAGUCGAGCCUCCUGGUAGUGGACGCCUUAUAUUGUUAAUACACACAAACAAUGUAUACUUUCUAUAACAUAACACUUAAGGUAUAGUAGAAGGAGCAGUAACAAAAGCCCCAGUGGAUUCAAAAUCCUUUGAAGGGACUUAGACAAGACAAAACAUGAAAUAAUACUAAAAAGAAUGUUAAAAGGAAGUUUAUGGUGAUUUGAUCAUAUUAGAGGAAUUGAUUAAUUUUUCUUUUAAGGUGCAGUUUUAGUUUAAUUUUGAAGAUGUUUCUGUUAUUAAUGGGUUUUAAAUCAUUUGGCAAUAAAUUGUACUUUUGUGGUUUCGAUUUCUCAAAACCCCAUAUAUUCAAAUCUUCUCAGUGGUAGGCACCAGCCGUUCAGUACUGCGAAAAUGAGGCAGAAUUUUUUUAUUGGGUAAAUACUAUACUUCCAACCAGAUUUUUUUUUCUAUUUUACCACUUUAUUUUGUAAAAUUUAGAAUAUGUCGAUUAAUUAUUGAAGAAAAGAUUACAUUUUAUUUGUAUGUACCUACAUGAUUUCGUUAUUUUUUUAACAUUUUGGUUUUUAUAUUGCUUUUCAUAUUUUUCAUGAUCACAAAAACAUUUUGCCGCACAUUUUGGAAUAUCUACCUCUCCUAUCUCUCCUGUCAAAAUUGUUCGUUAUGUUCUAAAUGAGAUUCAGGUGCAACAUGUUUAUAAUCAGACUCAAUGUUUUGGCUGAUUUGGUUUGUAAACGGUUGUAACUACCCGAGCAGAGGAGAAUAUCAAAAUAAUAACAACUGAAUCACAAAACCUGUUUUUAUAUCUUGGUUUGGUAUUAUUAACUUAUUUCCAUAACAGAUUUUGUUGGGCAAUCUUAUUUUGUUAUGAUCCUGCUAUUGGUAUAUUAUCUUCAAAUAACAUUUUAAUAACAUGUUUUUUUAUUCUUGAAUUAUAACAUUUUCUGAUUUCCAUAAAAAAAAUUAUGUUUGGAGUCUGUAAGGCAUAUCUUCGGUGUCUAUGAAUCGGUUAAGCUGAACCGUGUCAGAAGUAAGAAUUACUUGUAAUUUUUAUUUCAAUUAAAUUCGAUCCAUUUCAGUGGGAAAAUGUAGAAUUUCUUUUGGUUCUGUUUUGGGAAUAAAAAAGUGAAUAACCAUGAUCCACCAUAACUCAUGAACAAAGCUAAUUUUGAAAUUAUCUCAAAGCCGUUUGGGCCAGGAAGACUGGAAGCUUGCCAUUCUCUUUGAAUGACUGACUUAUGAGUGGGUUAUGGCCUUAGUCAUGGCUGUUUAUUACUUUUUAUUUUCAAAAUUGCACCAACAGAAAUUCAUUAUUUUUCUCUGAAAUGGCUAAGUAUGUAUGUAACCUUGCGAGGAUAAAAAAAACUUUUGUUAUGAUUCUGAUAUAACUCAUUUUGCUUCCAUAUUGCUAUCCAUAACUUUUCAAUUUCAAAAUUUGUUAUUGAAACAUUGUAUAAAUUCACUGUUAUUAAGUUGUUAUGAAACUAACAAAACCUGUUAUUUAUCUGGUCUUCCAGUAACAUUUUUUUUGUUAUGAUUUUUGUUAUUUUGCCGCUUAUGACAGACAAGUUUACAACAUGGCAUGUUAUGUUAAUAACAUGAAAAUAACUUUUUGCAUUACUCAGUUGCUAUUCCCUUCUGCUCGGGUAAGAUUCAUUGAAACAGUCAGAUUAUACUUCAGUUACAAAUUUGUUUCGCAAGUUUCGACUAAUGAUGACGUUUGUUUUCAUUUUGUUAGUUAUAAAACUGUUACACCUCAGUUUGGCAUUAACAACAGGAUUUUAAUAGGUUUUAAUUUUGUUUGUGUCAUGAAAACUCAGUUGCAACUUGUUUGCAACGAUGAUCAUUUCCAUUUUAGUUGCAGGUGCUACUUGGGAAAGAUCUAAACUCAAAAAUAGUUUGGAUGACCUAGGAUAUCCAGAAAAAAUAUUCUGCAUAAUAUUCUACCGUUUUCAUGCUAUUGACCACCAAAACUACAGAACAACGUAGAAAAAACUCCAUAAUAACGCUUGGAAAAAAUCCGGCUUCAAAGGGUUAAAUGGACAACACAAUUUUUCAUGCUGUGAACAGAAAAAAUCAAAUUUGUCAGUCGAAUAAAAAUUGAGUUUAUGCUUUUGGAACAGACGGGAAAAACUACAUACAAAAUUAAAAAAAAAACACGUGGUUGGUUGCAGGAAAAAUAUUCCAAAUAUUUAAAUUAUAUCGAUUAGCGAUGGGCCCCCUUCUCAUUUCAUUCUAUACGACGCCAUGAUGCUCUAGUCAAAUUUUCAGCUAAUUCCGUUUACAUGAGGGCGCUGCCAAACUCGUUUGACAUUUGUAUGGGAGUUUAUAUGAGUAAUUCUCGCUGAGACCGGCCCACUAUUUACACCUUGUCUUCAAAAACGUUUGAGGUGGCGAUUUUCUGAAAGUCCUCCCCAAAAAGGAGGGGAAAAUGCAUUUGGUUACCCAAAUUGAUGGACCCCCCGUUAGUAACAGCCACAACAUUUUUUGCAGACCCCUCGAUUUUGGUCAAACGGUGGCUCAUUUAAACCGGUAAAACUCAAAAGUUUCUCCAGAAACCACUUCAAAACGAAAUGUUGUUGAAAAGAGGAAAGAUAGAGCCACUAUUAACAAUUAUAAAAAGUUGGGUAGGCCAUAUUGGUUUUGGCCGCCAUCUUGGAUUUUUAUACCUAUACUUUUUGCCUUUCUCGUACACCAAGGUGUACCGAAAGGCUAUAUGUUCACUCCAAAAACGAAAAUUUGAUAGAGCCCUCGGAGGGGUCAAGUAUUAUAUACCAAUCCACUCAGCUCGAUGAGUUGAGAUGAUGGCUGUGUGUGUAUGUGUGUGUGUGUGUGUAUGUGUGUGUGUGUAUGUAUGUGUGUGCGUAUGUGCGUGUGUGUGUACAAAAAGGUCACCUCAUUUUUAGAUAUUAAAUAUCAACCGAUUUCAACGACCGAUGGUUCAUUCAACGGAGCAUUUUGUCCCAUUGUUUCCUAUUGAAAAUGGUUCAGAUCGGUCCAGCCGUUCCGGAGUUAUGGCCAUUUUGGUGUUCCGGAUCGGUACCCCAGGAAGGGGCCAGAUAUGAAAACGCUACGAACCCAUGCAUGCGACACAUCAAACCACGGUAUUUUCGAUAACCUGAUGAACGGUAAGCAGGAAAAUAGUCUCAGAUCAUAUCUGAACCGAUAGUGUUCCGGAACCGGUUCUGGGUGUCCCACCGGAAGUGGCUAAAUAUGAAAGUGAACCAAACCCAGGCAUGCGACACAUCAAACAGCGGCUUUUUCAAUAACCUGAUGAACAGUAUGGAGAAAACAUUCUCAGACCAUAUCUGAACUGGUAGUGUUCCGAAACCGGUUCCGGGUGUCCCGCCGAAAGUGGCCAAAUAUAAAAGUGAACCAUACCCAUGCAUGCAACACAUCAAACAGCGGCUUUUUCGAUAACCUGAUGAACAGUUGGGAGGAAAACAUUCUCAGACCAUAUCUGAACCGGUAGUGUUCCGGAACAGGCUCCGAGUGUCCCGCCGGAAGUGAGCAAAUAUGAAAGUGAACCAAACCCAGGCAUGCGACACAUCAAAUAGCGUUUUUUCGAUAACCUGAUGAACAGUACGCAGGAAAACAUUCUCAGACGAGAUCUGAAUCGGUAGUGUUACAGAACCGGUUCCAGAUGUCCCGCCGGAAGUAGCAUAAAAAUUAACCAAAUCCUUAAAUGGGACGCAUCAAAUCGCUGCUCUUUAGAUAACCUGAUAAACGUUUAGCAAGAAAAUAGUUUCGUACCAUAUUGGAAACGACCUAUGUGGACAAAUGUAGAAGAGAACAAAACCCGGCACAUUAAACAGCGGCUUUAUAAAUAACAUGAUGAACGAUUAGCGAGAAAAUAGGCUCAGACCACGUCUAAGAUCUUUUUAAAGACUAUCGGUGUUCCGGAACCGAUCUGGGGUAUCCCGCCAGAAGUGGCCAAAUGCUCAAAGGAACCAAACCCAUGCAAGCGACACAUCAGAUAGCGGAUUUUUCGAUAACUUGAUGAACAGUUAGCAAGAAAAUAGGCUCAGACCACAUUAGACUAUAUCGGUAGUGUUCCAGAACCGUUUUAGUUGUUGCGCCGGCAGUGGUCAAAUGCAGAAAUGAAUUCAUGGCUUUUUAGGGAACCUGAUGAACAGUUACCAAGAAACUAGUCUCAAACCAUAUAAGGGACAAUCGGUACUGUCCCGUAAUCGGUUCCUGGUGUCCCGCCGGCAGUAUGCAAAUGAUAAAGUGAUCCUAACCCAUGCAUAAAAUCGUGACUUUUUGGAUAAUCCGAAAAUGGGUUAGCAAGAAAAUUGGCGCAGACCGCAUUCAAAACUACCAGUAGUGUUCCGGAUUGGGUUUCUCGGGUAUCCUACCAAAUGUGGCCAAAUACAAAAGUUAAUAACCUGUGGAACGAUUAGCAAGAAAAUAGGCUCAGACCACAUUAGAGGCUACCGAUAGUGAUGCAGAACCAGCAUUGAGUGCUCGCAGGAACUACAAAAGUGAACAAAGUCAAUACAAGCGAUAAAUAUGUGUAAGAGGACAAAAUCUUGACUAAACUUAGGCCACAUACAUACAUACGUCUCACUCUCCUCACUCAUAGUGCUUGUUUUCAACGGUUGAAUAAAAUAUAAAUUGUUUUUGUUCGUUUGACGUUUACUCACUAUCGUUAUCAAGCGUUAUCGUUAUUCGACCGGGAAUAUCUGGUGUGUUUAUUUCAGAAACAACUCCAGGAAUUAUUUUAAAAAAUCCUCCAAGGGUUCCCCCAGGAACACUUUUUAGAAUUCCUUUAGAAGUUCUCCAAAUACUUCCUCCAGGAACUGGGGUCUCUUCAGGAACUGCUAUAGGGAUUCCCCAAGGCGUUCUUCCACGAACUCUUAUUAGUAUUCCUUCAGGAUUUCUCCAAGGAUUCCAUCUGCAAUUUCUUCAGAAAUUUUUACUGGGAAUCCUACAUGAAUUUCUUCAGAGAUUCCUCUAAGAAUUAUUCCAGGGAUCCUAUGGGAAUUGAAAUGCGUAUAGAUAUUUCUCCAGAAUUUCCUCCAGGAACUCUUAUAGAGAUUCCUCCAGGAGUAUUUCUAGAGAUUCCUCCGUUAAUCUCUACGGGUAUUCUUCUAGGAUAUCCCCCAGGGAUUCCUCCAAGAAUUUCUGCAGGACUUAACUCGGGACUUCCUUCUGUGAUUCUUUCUGAAACAACUUAUUUUAAACAUCCUCCAAAGAUUCUCCCACGAACUCUUUUUAGGGUUCCUCCAGCAAUUCAUCAUUGUAUUUUUUUGGGAACUUUUCUAGGGAUUCAUUUAGUACUUCCUCCAGGAACUGCUUAGGAAUUCCCUUAGUAAUUGCUCUUGAAAUUUCUCCCGGGUUUCCUUCUCGAGUUUCUUCAGAAACUCUUCUAAGGAUUCCUCCCGCAUUUGUUCAAGAACUCCAUCUGCGAUUUCUUGAGAUUUUUUUUUUUUGGUAUUCCUAUACGAAUUCCCUAAGAGAUACAUCCACGAAUUUCUUCAGGAAUUCCUCUAGGAAUUACUCCAGGAAAUCCUUCAGGGAUUCCUUCAGAAAUUCUUCCAGGAUUUUUUAUAGGAAUACCUCCUAGAUUUUUUCCAGAAAUUCCGCCAAGAAAUCUUCCAGUAUUCCCUCCAGGAAUUGCUGCAGGCAUUCCUCCAGGAUUUGCACUAAAACCUCCUCCAGGAACUUUUCUAGUGAUUUUAUCAAGGGUUUCUUCAGAAAUUCCUCCGGGAAUUUCUCAGGCGAUUUUUUCAGAAAUUUCUCCCAGAGCUCCUCUAGAGAUUCCCCAGAAAUUGAUCCACAAAUUGUUGAAGGAAUUACUACAGAGAUUCCACCUAGAAUUCCUUCAAGGAUUCAGCCAGCCAUUCCCAAAGGAUAACCUCCAGCAAUUCCUCCAGGCUUUUAUUUAGGAAUUUCUCCAAGAACUAUUCCAGGAAAUUCUCCAGGAAUUACCCCAAGAAUUUCUUCAGGAAUACCUCCAGCAAUUUCUCUAGGAAUUGAUCCAGGAAUUGCUCCUGGACACACUUCAGAAGUUAUGUCAACAAUUUCUCCAGCAUUUUUUCCAGAAAUUCUUCUGGAAAUUUUUUCAGACAUUCUUCCAGUAAAUUCUCCAGGAAUACCCACAGGAAUUUUUCGGGGAUUCCUCCAGAAAACCCUCCGAAGAUUCCUCCAAGAAAUUCCCCAGAAGUUCCUCUGAGGAUUAUUUUUGGAAAUCCUCUGGGGAUUUCUUCAUAAAUUCUUCCAGGAAAUUCCUGGAAGAAUACCAUCAGCAUUUUUUCAGGGAUUCCCCCAGGAAUUUCUUUACAAACUGCUUCUAGGAUUCCUCCAAGGAUUUCUUCAGGAAUUCAUUCGAGGAUUAUCCAAGAAUUCCUCCAGAAAUUCCGCUAGAAAUUCCUCCGGGGUUUUCUCAAGGGAUUUUUUCAGAAAUAGAAAAUUAAUAGAAUAAUAACAGAAAUUUCCCAGAAUUCCUCUAGAAAUCCAUCCAGUAAUUCUUCCAAAAAUUCUUCUAGAGAUUCUUCCAGAAAUCCUCAAAGGAGUAUCUCUAGGAAUUUAUCCAGGAAUUUCUCCAGGAACUUAUCUAGAAAUUACCCCCGGAAUUUCUACAUGAAUUUUUACAUGAAUUCCCCCAGGAAUUUCUCCAGGAAUUUCUCUAGGAAUAGCUCCUGGACAUUUUGCAGAAAUUAUGUCAACAAUUCCUGUAGGCAUUUCUCCGGGAAGUUUCUCCAAGGAUUCCUCCAGGAAAUCCCCUAGGGAUUUCUUCAGAAAUUCUUCAUGAAUAUUCUCCACGAAUACCUUCAAGAAUUUUUCAGGGAUUCCUCCAGGAAUUACACCAGGAAUUAAUCAAAGAACACCAUCAUAAAUUAGGAAUUGCUUCAGAAAUUCUUCCAGGGUUCGUCCAGGAACUUUUUCGGGGAUUUUUCCAGAGAUUUCUCCAGGAAUUCCUCCAGAGAUUUCUCUUGAAAUCCCUCCGUGAAUUUCUCAGGGAUUUUUUUUCGAAAACUUCUCCCAGAGCUUCUCCAUAGAUUCUCCCAGAAAUUCAUCCAGAAGUUGUUGAAGGAAUUCCUCCAGAGAUUCCCUCACGAAUUCCGCCAGCAAUUCCCAAAGGAGAACCUCCAGUAAUUCCUCCAAGAUUUUAUCCAGGAAUGUCUCCAAGAACUAUUCCAGGAAAUUCUUCAGGAAUUACCGCAAGAAUUUCAUCAGGAAUUUCUCCAGAAAUUUCUCUAGGAAUUGAUCCAGGAAUUGCUCCUGGACAUCCUUCAGAAAUUAUGUCAACAAUUUCUCCAGGAAUUUUUCCAGAAAUUCUUCUGGAGAUUUUCUCAGAAAUUCUUCCAGGAAAUUCUCCAGGAAUACCCUCAGGAACAUUUCAGGGUUUCCUCCAGGACAUCCUCCAGAGGAUUCUGCCUGGAAAUCCUCUAGGGAUUUCUUCAUAAAUACUCCUAGGAAAUUCCUGGAGGAAUACCAUCACUAAUUUUUCAGGAAUUCCCCCAGGGACUUCUUUACAAACUGCUUCUAGGAUUCCUCCAGAGAUUCCUUCAGGCAUUCUUUCAAGGAUUUAUCCAAGAAUUCAUCCAGAAAUUCCGCUAGAAAUUCCUCCAGGAUUUCAGAAACGGAAAAAUAAUAGAAUAGGAAUAGAAUUCUCCCAGAAUUUCUCUAGAAAUUCAUCCAGUAAUUCUUCCGAGAAUUUCUCUUAAAGAUUCCUCCAGAAAUUCCCAAAGAAAUACCUCUAGUUAUUCCUCCAGGUAUUCCUCCAGGAUUUUAUCCAGGAAUUUAUCCAGGAAUAACCCCAGUUAUUUUAUCAGGAACUACCUCAGGAAUUGCUCCUGGACAUCUUUCAGAAAUUAUGUCAGCAAUUCCUCUAGGUAUUUCUCCAGGAAUUUCUCCCGAGAUUUUAUCAGGAAUUGCUGCCUGAUUCCUCCGGAUAUUCCUCCAGGGGAUUUCCCUCCUGAAGGAAUUCCUUCAGAGAUUUCUCCAUGAAAAAUCUCUUCAGGAAAUUCUUUGAUGAUUCCUUCAGGAAAUCCUCCAGAAGUUUCUCCAAAGAUUCUUCCAGGAAAUCCUAUAGAGAUUUCUUCAGAAAUUCUUCAAGAAUAUUCACCAGGUCAGGGAUUCCUCCAGGUAUUCCACCAGGGAUUCCUCCAGAUAUUCCUCCAGGGAUUUCUUCACAAAUUUCUUCAAGGAACCCCCCUGGGAUUCCUUCAGGAAUUCCUUCGAGAAUUUCUCCAGGAACUCCACCUGCAAUUCCACUAGAAAUUCCCCCAGGAAUCUCUCAAGGGGUUCUUUCAAAAAUAGAAAAAUAACAGAAAUAGAAACAGGAAUCUCUCAGAAUUCUUCUGGAGAUUCCUCUUGAUAUUCAUCCAGUAAUUCUUUCAAGAAUUCCUCUAGAGAUUCCUCCAGAAAUUCCCAAAGAAAUACCUCUAGUUAUUCCUCCAGGUAUUCCUCCAGGAUUUUAUCCAGGAAUUUAUCCAGGAAUAACCCCAGUUAUUUUAUCAGGAACUACCUCAGGAAUUGCUCCUGGACAUCUUUCAGAAAUUAUGUCAGCAAUUCCUCUAGGUAUUUCUCCAGGAAUUUCUCCCGAGAUUUUAUCAGGAAUUGCUGCCUGAUUCCUCCGGAUAUUCCUCCAGGGGAAUUCCUUCAGAGAUUUCUCCAUGAAAAAUCUCUUCAGGAAAUUCUUUGAUGAUUCCUUCAGGAAAUCCUCCAGAAGUUUCUCCAAAGAUUCUUCCAGGAAAUCCUAUAGAGAUUUCUUCAGAAAUUCUUCAAGAAUAUUCACCAGGUCAGGGAUUCCUCCAGGUAUUCCACCAGGGAUUCCUCCAGAUAUUCCUCCAGGGAUUUCUUCACAAAUUUCUUCAAGGAAACCUCCUGGGAUUCCUUCAGGAAUUCCUUCGAGAAUUUCUCCAGGAACUCCACCUGCAAUUCCACUAGAAAUUCCCCCAGGAAACUUUCAAGGGGUUCUUUCAAAAAUAGAAAAAUAACAGAAAUAGAAACAGGAAUCUCUCAGAAUUCUUCUGGAGAUUCCUCUUGAUAUUCAUCCAGUAAUUCUUUCAAGAAUUCCUCUAGAGAUUCCUCCAGAAAUUUCCACAGGAAUACCACUAGGAACUCCUCCAUUUAUUCCUCCGGGAUGUUAUCUAGGAAUUUCCCCAGGAAAUUUCUUCCGGAAUACCUCCAGGAAAUACCCCAGGAAUUUCUUCCGGAAUAUUCCUGGCAUCCUUCAGGAAUUAUGCCAGCAAUUCGUCCAGGAAUUUCUCCUGGAAAUCCUCUUGGGAUUUCUUCAGAGAUUAUUUCAGGAAAUUCUCCAGGAAUAGUUCGAGGAAAUUUUCAGGCACCCCUCCAUAGAUUCCUCCAGCAAUUACUUCAGGGAUUUCUCCACGAAUUUUUCGAGGGAUAUUUCCAGAGAUUCCACCAGGGAAUUCUAUCGAGAUUUCUCCAAGGGUUCUUUCAGGAAAUCCUCCUGGAAUUUCUCAAGGGUUUUUUUUUCAGAAAUUU